CUCGAUACAAUGGCAAUACUCCCAUGACGAAGCAUGCAAGCGGAUCUGAUCGGCGUCUUCCCGUUUAAAAAGACGAACCUAGCCUUCUCUCGUCGCUACCUAUUCACUACUUUCCCUAGAUCCGUGGUGCCGUGACUGUCGCUGCGAUCAAGACAUCUUCGUGUAAGAAAAGGACCUGGCGGCCUUCAAACCAUCAAGAUGCAGAUGGACCUCGCUCCAGAAGUUUUCCCCUUUGUUGAUCUGGAAGCUGGAAUCACCCUGAUCAUUGCUACGGAGGCGGAUAUCGCGUCAAUAGGCCCGUCUCGAAAGCUGAUCGAGCUGGGGGGCUGGAGCGAAGCAGAGACAGUUGAGGGGCUCCGCACCUGGCGUCACGGCAGCGUCCGGAUGUGGCAACUGAAGAACAAGACAAUCUUUGAGGACUACCUGGACCACCGGUGGCAUCUGGGCACUGGAGAGGCUGUGCGCGAAGUCAUCUUCAUGAGCAGGCACGUUGCAGCUUCAACGCGGCCUGCGUUCACGGUCCACCCAAUCGGCGUGCCCCACCUUGGGCCCAAUGAGGUGCCGCCAGCUGGCGGCAAAGCAGGGCGGGUCUCUCCACCUUGCACCCGAGUUGGUUCCUGGUUCAGACUGCUGAAAAGGCUGGCGGCCGAGAGGGGCUUCACUCCCGAAUUCGAGGUCACGCUGGAGGCAACGCACCAUGGGCCGUACCUCGAGGCGCCUACAAUGUUUGUCGAGAUCGGCAGCACUGAGGAGCACUGGGGGAGGGUGGAUGCAGCAGAGUUGAUUGCAGAGCUGUUCUGGCAAGGGCUCGGCUUAGGCGGAGGACCGGACCUUGGAAGCUGGUCCAGUGACGACCAAGGUCAGCCUGUUUUGCUGGGGCUUGGAGGGGGCCACUACACCCCACGUCAUGGUGACGUUGCAAGGCACGAUGGCGUGUGGCUGGGCCAUCUUCUUUCGGGCUACUCUUUGCCGAUGACCGAUCCAGCAGACGGAACAAAAGUUCUCGCGAAACGAGGCGAGCCUUCGACCUUGGGAACAGCCUCUAGCAACGGGCCGACCGACAAGAAGCUACCUCAAUCCUCCACGUCAGAAAACGGUGUUUCAACUUCCACUAGGGGUCGGAAUUCGGCGGAGCAAAGCGGGGCGGAUGCACCCGUCGAAGAGGCGGCGCACAGCGCCCCUGAUCUGUUUGAGUCUGCCGUACGGGAGGCGUUCAGGGCGACCAGAAGGGCGUUUCCGGGGGGCAUGGUUUUGGCGCACAUCGACCUGAAAAGCAUGAAAGCCUGGCAACGAGGGAAGCUGACCGAGUUUUUGGAAGAGGAGGGCAUACGAACAGGUACCCCGAAAGACUUCCCUCGGCAAGUUGAAGUAGGAAGCAAUCGCUCCAGAUAGAUGAACGGAAACAUCCACGUCUGCACAAGGAAAGUUGCCACAUGAAGGAGUGAGGUCCAUUGAUAACAAGCUCGCCGUCUAGGUCUGGCAAACUUGGAAUCCAGAUCACGAAAGCCUGUCCGUUGAUUGUGGCACAUCUCAACCGGGUAUUGGCCGGUUUGCAGCGCAAUGGGGUGUGCGUCUAAAUAGCAGAAUUGGUCCGAU
Klebsormidium nitens is the source of this 1596-nucleotide messenger RNA. The record is from the annotation of a GenBank genome assembly. Lineage: Eukaryota; Viridiplantae; Streptophyta; Klebsormidiophyceae; Klebsormidiales; Klebsormidiaceae.